Xenopus tropicalis (tropical clawed frog) is the source of this 1838-nucleotide messenger RNA. It is a transcript of the gene atp4b, whose product is annotated as ATPase H+/K+ transporting subunit beta. The record is from RefSeq and is marked provisional. Lineage: Eukaryota; Metazoa; Chordata; Amphibia; Anura; Pipidae. Gene Ontology annotation, biological process: sodium ion transport; potassium ion transport. Gene Ontology annotation, cellular component: apical plasma membrane; sodium:potassium-exchanging ATPase complex; membrane.
GUAAAAAGGGUUCUAACUUGCUGGAGAGAAAUGGCGACUUUCAAUGAAAAAAAGACUUGCAGCCAACGCAUGGAAAACUUUGGACGCUUUCUAUGGAAUCCAGAUACUUCAGAGUUUAUGGGAAGAACAUUUGCUAAGUGGGUGUACAUCAGUCUUUACUAUGCUGCAUUCUACGUAAUUAUGAUUGGAAUCUUUGCACUCUCUAUAUAUUCCCUGAUGAAAACUAUGAACCCAUUUGUACCAGAUUAUCAGGAUGAACUGAAAUCGCCAGGUGUGACAAUGAGACCGGAUCCCUAUGGCGAUGAAGUUAUUGAACUCUUUUAUAACAAGGCUGAAAACUCAACAUACCUCCCACUUGUAACCAGUCUGUGUGACUUUCUCUCAGUUUACAACAAAACAGUUCAAGAAAAGAUGAACGCAAACUGCUCUGACAAUACAAGAAUGUCUUGUGCUAACCCCAAAGAGAAUUCUAAGUCCUGCCAGUUUACUACAGACAUGCUGGGGAAUUGCUCUUGGGAGCAUGAUCACACGUUUGGCUAUAAAUCUGGAACGCCGUGUCUUUUUAUAAAGAUGAACAGGAUAAUAAAUUUUGUUCCAGGUAACAAGACAGUUCCUCUUGUGAACUGUUCAGCUGAGCACGGAGAUCUUGGAGAUGUACAUUACUAUCCAGGCAAUGACACUUAUGGGACAAUUGGCUUUCAGUACUUUCCAUAUUGUGGAAAGAAAAUGCAGCCCAACUACACCAAUCCUUUGGUAGCAGUGAAACUGCUUAAUCCACCACUAAACAAAGAACUGAGUGUAGUUUGUAAAGUUUCUGGACAUGGCAUCACCUCGGACAACCCACACGACCCCUAUGAAGGAAAAGUAUCAUUCAAACUUAAGAUAGAAGAUAAACCUGGUUCAUCUAGUGCAAAUUAAGUCAUUCUAAGAAUUACCUGGGAAUCACAAUAUCCUACAAUAAAACAACAAGCAGUGCUUCUGUCCUUGUUAACCUGAAGAAAACAAUGGACCAAUCAUUUCACAUCGUUUUCCAUGUAACAGUCUCAGAUAGGGAGCAACCAGAAUGUUUUUCACUUGCAAGCACUGAUAUAUUAUUAUUUUGACAUGAAUGUCAGAUCUCAAAUACUUAAGGUAAAGUAAUGUCAUAUUAAAAUGUAUAAAUAUAUGCAAUACUCUCUUUUUGGUUGGGUUAUGUUCUAUACUUCCAAUGUUUAAUGGAAGUUCUAAACUGCUGCGGCCUUUGUGUAAAAGUAGAUAUACGGAAACCUUUUACACAAGCUCCCCUAAAAACUUAAAUGGUAACAAAGACAGGGCAGAUAUGAUGCGUUGAUACUUUAUAGGCUUCUUUAAUUAAACAAUUCUUUUUUUUUUUAUUUCAUGUUACUAUACCAACCACUAUAGCAAUAUUUCCCUUAGGAACUGAUUUAAUAUUAUAUACCAUGGGGUUAAUUCUCUAAACAUGUGUAUAUGUUUUUUCUGAUAUAACCUAUAAUAACCAAAACUUUAUUUUACUUUGUCUUAAUGCACUUGGCCAUUCAGAGAUAAUUGCUGAUUGGUUGCUAUGGCAUAGAUUCCUAAAUUGUAUAUAUUUUGAUAAGCACAACACUUGUCAGAUAAAUACAAGCCCUUCGUCUCCAUGUAAAAAAGGGGUAAACAAAGGAUCAAAAUAUUGGACAUGUAUUUGAAGGAUGAAGAAGGUUGUAAGAUCUAGAGACAUUUUUAUUGUCGACAUUUUGAUUCAGCAACGAAGUGUAAAGGGUCUUGUGGAAACUGAACUGACACUGUAUAUGAAAAUGCAUUUUGCUGUGCAUCUGUUAAAUAAACAGUUUUAAAACUGG